AUGUUUGGCAAUUUUAAAUGUAAUCGACAUGACUGGAGUGAGGAACACAUACGAAAAUUACCUCGACGUCGUUUUGCAAGUUGCGAUUUUGAGAAUUUAUGUUUAACCAAUCAGGGAGAAUGGCUUCUUUUUCAUUCGAAGGAUCUUCUCGAUGGAAAUAACAAGGAAAGUGCUUUGAAUGAAUUAAAUUCGAUGCCUUUUACGUAUGCUCAGGGUCGUGAGGAGACGGAGAGAGGAUUAUUUCGUGUGAAAUUGGUCGAUGCGAAUUUAGUAUUGAUUCGAAACGAGAGGGGUCAUGUCGUUAAUGUCACCACUACGACCAGUUUGAUUUCGAAAGCGAACACGAAGGAGGUAUUAACAUCAACAACAACAACGAACUUGACUCGUGUCGAAUUGGAUCCCAAUUUUCGUUAUUUGGAAAAACCAGUUUAUGCUUUAAAACGAUACGCUGCUGGUAAUAUGGGUCACUUUUUAUUCGAGAAUAUCAUGAUGUCCUUGUUGGACAAUCACAUCUUGUAUUUGGAUGAUGUUUUUGACAAGUCACCUCAUAAUGACAUUGCCUUGUAUGGUUAUGACGGAAAUUUGGCUACAAAUAUUUCACUCAAAGUUGGAACAAUGAUUUCAAAGAAUGACGUGUUACAAGUGUGUUCAAAGAAAGGCAUUCAUUCGAUUGAAAAUUUACCUUGCUUGAAUGACGCUCCAAAUGAAAGUAUUAAUACCCAAUCAUCCGCCGAGAAUUCACAAGAACCAACAACGAAAUAUGUGCUCAAUACUUGUUUUUCACAUUUUCUAGUCGGAAAAAUUUCGAAUUUCUUUGUUGAGUUGUAUGGACGUGAAAGCGCAAUGGUCAUGUUGAGACAUUUGGCAUAUUCAGGAUUGAAAUUAUCUCCUCUUCCCAACGAAGAAGACAUUCCGUCGGAAUUGAUACAUUAUCUCAAAAGAAAGAACAUCAAGAUUGGUAUUCACUCAAAAUCGAAAGCAUCUCGACAUGGACGUAUUAUUUGGAAUGUUGAUGACAUUGUGGAUUAUUUGCGACAAAAUGUCACUGAGGAUUUGAAAGCGCUAUUUCCUAAAAAGAAAAUUAGUAUUGACGUAUUCGAAAUGGGCCAAAUGGAUGUGCAUGAUCAAAUACGGUUAAUUUCUGAUCUUGACAUUUACAUUACUGAUCAAGGAAGUAGCGCGUAUUAUGCAAUGUUUAUGAGACAAGAUACAACAGUCUUGAUCGCACCAGAAUGUGCAGUUGUUGACAAGAAACAAAAAUGUUGGACUGGACUUGGACAUGCGAAAUUAAUGGCUCUUCCACACCUUCGGGCAGUGGAUUAUUUAGACUUGCACAAAGGUGAGCCGCCAAUGUCGUGCAAUAUGAGACCCACUCAUAAUCAGGAUAAUUGUGAUCCUAUUUUGCGACCUGAUCUUGUUGGCUCAGUUGUUGUGUCAGCCAUCAAGAGAAGAUAUUUGAAGUUAAUUGCGUUUGGUUUGGAGCGGUAA
Molecule: messenger RNA, 1488 nt
Organism: Naegleria lovaniensis
Lineage: Eukaryota; Heterolobosea; Eutetramitea; Acrasida; Naegleriidae
Exons: 2
Coding region: 1-1488 (495 amino acids)
Molecular function (GO): glycosyltransferase activity
Source: RefSeq, a predicted model, not a curated record